UCUCGUCACGGUUGUCAUGGCAACCAAGAUAUGGUCCCCUGUGGUCCAUCAACGCAGAUGCAAAAGGAUUGCCCUCCAGCCGUGAUGAGGGACGACUUCUCCGGAGCCCUAGCUACCAUUGGUGGGUUGGGGUCUCUCUUGAGGAGCAGCGAACCCCUCUCUCUGUCUCCGGUGCCAUCUCCGGCUGCUUCGUUGCUGGAGGAUGCCACCGACCUCCUGGUGAUGCGCAGGGACUUUGUGGCUGCCCUAGAGGCGUGCGAAAAGGGCUGCCAGAGCCUUGAGGAUGGAGACCCAAACAGCUCUGAAGAACUGAAAUGCUCUUUAAUGAUUGUGGGCAUCCAGGCCCUGGCUGAGAUGGAUCGGUGGAGGGAUGUCCUUCCAUGGAUUCUUCAAUAUUACCAGGACCCUGAGUGUUGGCCGCCUAAAAUCCUAGAGCUGUGCAUCCUUCUGCAUAGCAAAGUGGAAGAACCUCAAGUGAUGCUAGAAAUCGGUCGCGAUUGGCUUCAUUCCUCCACCAACCAGCACUUGCCCAGUUAUGGCCUCUUGGUCCAGCUGUAUCUCUUCCAUGUUCUGUUGCCUCUUGGGCACUUGGCAGAGGCGGAGGGUCUGCUCCAAGGCUGCAAAGCGCUGAGCGGGGAUCAGCAAGCAGAAGCGCAUGAGAGCAUUGAGGAGAAAAAGCAUCAAUGGUUACGGCAACAAGAGGAGUGCCUGGUUCCUGAGGAUCCACCAGAUGUGGCAUGGAAGCAGCAGUUGGAAGGAGGAUGGGCAGCAUAUUUUAAACCUGUGGCCUGGGUCUGCGCCACCAUCCGCCUCGCCUACGAGCUGGGGGCCAAUGAACCUCCUCUGACCCUGAGGGCCCACUCCACCCACGCAGUUGCAACCUCCACCGCCUUCUCUCGAGGCGUCCCUCUUGAGGACAUCUGUAAAGUGGCCCUCGCCGCUCACCCUCUCCGACUGCUCUGCCAUUCAUCUAUCGGCUACUUCACCUUUUCCAUCAAGCUCGCUUGGCAGUAUUUUCUUCGCACAACAGGCCUCCCCGUCAAGAUUAACUGGCUCAGCAAAGAACUAUGA
This is a messenger RNA of Anolis sagrei ordinatus, 1071 nucleotides long. The record is from RefSeq and is a predicted model, not a curated record. NCBI's taxonomy places the organism in Eukaryota, Metazoa, Chordata, Lepidosauria, Squamata, Anolidae.